Messenger RNA from Chrysochloris asiatica (Cape golden mole), 264 nucleotides. RefSeq names its product stannin (gene SNN). NCBI's taxonomy places the organism in Eukaryota, Metazoa, Chordata, Mammalia, Afrosoricida, Chrysochloridae. The record is from RefSeq and is a predicted model, not a curated record. Bases 1 to 264 code for a protein of 87 amino acids. The transcript has a single exon. Gene Ontology annotation, cellular component: mitochondrial outer membrane.
AUGUCUAUCAUGGACCACAGCCCCACCACGGGCGUGGUCACGGUCAUCGUCAUCCUCAUCGCCAUCGCCGCCCUGGGGGCCCUGAUCCUGGGCUGCUGGUGCUACCUGCGGCUCCAGCGUAUCAGCCAGUCAGAGGACGAGGAGAGCAUUGUGGGCGAUGGGGAGACCAAGGAACCCUUCCUCCUGGUCCAGUACUCGGCCAAAGGACCAUGCGUGGAGCGCAAGGCCAAGCUGACCCCCAACGGCCCGGAAGUCCACGGCUGA